AUGCGGCUAAGCAUUUGUAUUUGUACAGAAGAAGCAGUCCCCCUUGUAAAAGGUGAAGCGGUGAUCAAACCAAAAGUGAAGAAAGCGGUCAAAGAGCCCAGUGUUGAUGUCGAGCAGAAAGAGUCAAGCUCUCAAGAAGAGACGCCUGCCAAACAGAAAGAUCGCGUGCAGCAACGAGAGAACCGUAAAAAGGAGCAAAAAAUGAGUCUGGACGAGAAAAAGCGCACACUUUUCGUCGGCAAUGCUCCGUUGUCCAUGGACGAACGAUCGUGUAGGAAGCUGUUUGCUCAGUACGGCCCAAUAGAGUCCGUACGGAUGAGAAGCGUUGUACCAGCUAAACAGACAAUCACGAAACGCAUCGCUCAUAUUGCCCAUGAGUUCCAUGAAAAGCUGAAUUCGUUGAAAUUCUCUACAUUAAAUUCAAGGAUGAAGAGUCGCCUGUGA
Messenger RNA from Cooperia oncophora, 444 nucleotides. The record is from the annotation of a GenBank genome assembly. NCBI's taxonomy places the organism in Eukaryota, Metazoa, Nematoda, Chromadorea, Rhabditida, Trichostrongylidae.